Messenger RNA from Onthophagus taurus, 3051 nucleotides. It is a transcript of the gene Src42A, whose product is annotated as Tyrosine-protein kinase Src42A. Gene Ontology annotation, biological process: protein phosphorylation. Gene Ontology annotation, molecular function: ATP binding; protein binding; protein tyrosine kinase activity. The record is from RefSeq and is a predicted model, not a curated record. Lineage: Eukaryota; Metazoa; Arthropoda; Insecta; Coleoptera; Scarabaeidae.
CCUGCUAACCCAUUCAGUCAUUCGCGGUGCAUCGUAGUUCGAGGCGGCGCAUGUCACGGACGAAUUCGUUCCUUUUCCUGAAAUUUAUAUUUCUCAAUAUUAUUAUUUUCCAUCUCUGUUUGUUAUCGUUAUACGGUGUGUUAAAAAAAAGAACGCGCGCGAAAAUUGAAAAAUUCGCGAUUUCCGUGCCGAAAUGACUUUAAUUUUGUGAUUUCAAGGUUGGUGUCUAAGGAUUUUAAGACACACUUAUGAUCGGUUUUUGAUUUAUUUACUUUUUUUUUCUCAAAAAGAAUUGUUAAUCUAAUGAAGAGGAAAAAUGGUAACUUCUGGAGUCGUUUGGUGUUACAAAGACGACCAAUGGAUCCCGCUUCAAUUAUCUUCAAUAAGACUCCAUGGCGUGUUAACACAAGCCCAUUGGGUGGCAGUUUCCGAUUUUUUGAGACGAGUCGCAAAUAAACAUCUAGUACUUCAAGAUAAUAGUUUUAAAGAAAUUACCGAACAACAAAAAGAACAAUUAUUACAACAUCAAAAAAAAUUGGACGGUUCAAACAAAAUUGAAGAAUGUUUAUCACAACUAGUGCUAAACACCUUAAAUAACCAAGAAAUAAUUAACGAAAAUAUGAUAAUACAAAAACAACAAAAAGAAAACGGUAUUAUUAAUGGUGGUGGUGAUAGAUGGCAGGAUUUGGUGGUCCAAGAAAACGGAUUAAUCCAAAUUCUUAAUGGUAAGACUGAUUUAGAACAUAGUGAAGGAAACAAUUCUCAAGUUUUAAUGCUUAAAUUUGAGAAAUCAGAAGAGAAUACGAGUGAUAGUGUAGAUAAAAAUGUAUUUAUUAAUAAUUUAUUUACUGAGACUGAAGAACAUCAUCAACAACAACAAGAUAAUAAUAAAGAUACGAUAAACAGAAAAAUUUCAACGCAAAGUGAUGAAAUCGCAUUAAGAUUACUUAAAAAAUACUCAAAGUAUAGCAAAGAUUGUCUUGAUGAUGAGCUAUUAUCGGCGGUCGAAGCCGCCGAAAUUGAUCACCAAGAAAUUGAAAUAAAUCCACGACCAGUUCGAACAAGAAAACUUGGCUACUGUCAUCGAAACGAAAAGCUUUACGAAAAUUGUCACGAUCUUAAAUUCAAUUUAGACGAAACAAUCGAAAACGAUCGAAACGAACACGUAUUACGUUGGUUAAAACAACAAAAUCGUCAUCAUUUUCAAAAUAAACGACGAUGUAGUCUACCUUCUUUCGGUAAUCGAAGGAAUACAUUUUUUGAAACGAUGACGAUGAGAUCUGAUGAGAAAUCGUCGUUUUGUUCGACGACAUCUUCAGGUUUUGAGAGUCGAAAAUCAAGUAUUAUUUCAACGACUGAGGAAAGCGGUCGAAAUAGUUUAGCUUCGUCGCCAUCCGCUUCAGAAACGCGAAGAAAUUCGGUGACAAAUGUCAUAAAGUGUAGGAAAAAUAGUGUAACUUCGAAUAGUAGCACGGAAAGUGAGGGAAAUGUGAUGAAUACUUUUUCUGCGCAUUGGACAAAAAUACUUAAAAGACAUUUGGAAUCGAAAAAAUUAGAGAAACGAUUAAAGAAGCAACGGGAGGCUUGGGCAAGAAAUACAAGAAAAUUAAGUUCCGGAUCUGAAUCAUACUCAGACAUCAGUAAUAAACCAUGGUAUUUUCGAAAAAUUAAACGUAUCGAAGCUGAGAAAAAGCUUUUAUUGCCAGAGAACGAGCACGGAGCUUUCCUGAUACGAGAUUCCGAAAGCCGGCACAACGACUAUUCGUUGUCGGUGAGAGAUGGCGACACUGUAAAACAUUACAGAAUUAGACAAUUGGACGAAGGUGGAUUUUUUAUAGCCCGAAGAACAACAUUUAGAACACUGCCAGAGCUUGUCGAACAUUACACAAAGGAUCCAGAUGGACUUUGUGUCAAUCUUUGUAAACCUUGUGUUCAGGUUGAAAAACCUCAACCGGAAGGAUUAUCCCAUCGUACGCGAGAUCAAUGGGAAAUAGAUCGUUCCUCAUUAAAAUUCGUAAGAAAAUUAGGUCACGGUCAAUUUGGAGAAGUAUGGGAGGGCCAAUGGAACAAUACAACACCCGUUGCAAUAAAAACAUUAAAACCAGGAACGAUGGAUCCGAAAGAUUUCUUAGCAGAAGCUCAGAUCAUGAAAAAACUCAGGCACCAGAAACUCAUUCAACUUUAUGCCGUUUGUACAAUGGAAGAACCGAUUUACAUCAUUACGGAAUUAAUGAAAAAUGGGUCGUUAUUGGAAUAUCUGCAGGGUAAAGGGAAAAUGCUCAAAUUGGCACAACUAAUUGAUAUGGCGGCGCAGAUCGCAGCCGGUAUGGCCUAUUUGGAAUCCCAAAAUUAUAUCCAUAGGGAUUUAGCUGCAAGAAAUGUACUCGUUGCGGAGAGUAAUGUUGUUAAAAUUGCCGAUUUUGGUUUAGCUAGAUUAAUUAAGGAAGAUGAAUAUGAAGCAAGAGUAGGAGCUCGAUUCCCAAUAAAAUGGACCGCGCCAGAAGCGGCUAAUUACAGUAAAUUCUCGAUUAAAUCUGAUGUAUGGUCAUUUGGUAUUUUAUUAACGGAAUUGGUAACAUUUGGACGAAUACCAUAUCCAGGUAUGACAAAUGCUGAAGUACUUCACCAAGUAGAACAUGGUUAUAGAAUGCCAUCACCACCAAAUUGUCCAUCAUCAUUAUAUGAAAUAAUGUUGGAAUGUUGGCAUAGAGAUCCAAUGAAAAGGCCAACGUUUGAAACUUUACAAUGGAAGUUGGAAGAUUUCUUUACGCUUGAGGGUUCUGAAUAUAAAGAAGCGUCAAGUUACUGAGGUCACGUCCACCCCCCCGCAGCAGAUUGGUUACGCAAUUCAAUUGACUUGCAUUACCACUAAUAGCGGGCGGGGGUGGUGGCCAAUCUAUACUUGAAAACUAUAGAUACGCCCUCUUAUUAUUUUUUUUAUUUCUUCGAGCGACAACAAAUAUCGUAUUAAAAUUAUUUCUUUAAUUAAUUUUAUCCUAAACAAUUAAAAAAAUAAUGAAAUUUGUUAAAAAGCAUAAUAUUAAUCUACAA